AUGGCCGCUAGACGUGUUGAGAUGUUCCUUCUGUCGAGAAGUGUGCAUGAUUUGUACACACUAACCAAGGAGGAAUUGUGUUCAGUGGCUGAGAGGUUUCAAGUGGAGUUGAAAUCCAAGAAAAAGGAGGAAAUGCAGGCGGAGUUGAAAAAUGCUCUUGUGGAGAGGAGCUGGUUUGAAAAUGAUGGUGGUGAAAGUGAGGAUAAUGGUGAGGAGAGUGUAGGGGAAGGAUGGGCCAGGCAUGCAUAUGUGAAUUUGAGUGAUCAAGAGGCGAUUGAUUAUGAAGUGGUAAAGGAAGCGGUGUUGGGACCAAUCCGUCCGUGUCCGGAAGUGUACCGGGAAAGGUUCCGCAGGACGACAAAACGCCCAGGUGAUACUUAUCUCGGGAUGGCUCGAGAGGUUAUCCUUAAACUGGACCGGUGGCUGAAGGCCGAGGAAGCCACUACGCUUGAAGAGGUAAAAGGAGUUAUACAGAUGGAACAAUUUAUGAGCCAAAUGCCCCUCAGUGUAAGAUGUGAGCUCGCAUCACACGACGUGAAAGACGUGAUGGAAGCCGGACGCAGAGCUGACAAGUACUGUGCGGUCCGUGGGCUGAACGGAGAUGAACACCAUGGAGGGAGAAAGCCAUUCUCCAACAGAAAUGAUGGUCAUCAGAGAUAUAUGAAUGACCGUCAGAUGAGCUCGACAUCAGUCCACAGAUCAAACCAGCCCCGCCCUAACAACUAUAGUUUUCCCCACACUUACACCAUGCCCCCGCCAGCCGACCACAACAUGAGGUCUACGCCCUAUAGGAGUAGGCCCAGGAGCACUACCUAUUACCAGAAGGAUAGUGGUGAUGAAGGUGCAGUUAAGUGCCUUGGAUGUGGAAGUAGCGGACAUAGGAAGUUCCAGUGUCCGAAGGGACGGCCGAAGCCAGUGGGAGCAGUUGCCGCCCAAAGAGACCUGAUAAAGUAUGUGGAGAAUAUGACUGCUCAGAUACAAGAGGAGUCACAGAGGGAUGAAGGCUUUGAGCACUUCACCAGUGAAGGCACGGUGAAAGUGGAGGGAAGUCCUCAGAAGGUGAUCAGAAUCCUUCGAGAUACAGGGGCUAAUCAGAGUCUGAUCUUAAGUAGUGUACUCCCAUGGAAUGAGGAGACCAGCACUGGCAGAGAGGUCUCGUGCAAGAGCGCAGGAGGCAAGUUUAGUAUUCCCUUGCACAAAGUUUGGCUGGACUGUGGAUACGUCACUGGAGAGGUGACGGCGGGAGUGAAGGAGACACUGCCUGUACAUGGAGUGGAUAUGUUGGUCGGGAAUGACCUGGCUGGAGGUCGAGUCAUUCCUAAACUUAAGAUUAAACAGUCCUCUGGCAGGAAUGACAGAGGCCACCACUCUGGCAGCAGUCCCUCACUCAGCAAAUGGGGAGGUGGAAGUGCCUGA
Scylla paramamosain (green mud crab) is the source of this 1416-nucleotide messenger RNA. RefSeq lists its product as uncharacterized. The coding region runs from base 1 to 1416 and encodes 471 amino acids. Lineage: Eukaryota; Metazoa; Arthropoda; Malacostraca; Decapoda; Portunidae. The record is from RefSeq and is a predicted model, not a curated record. Gene Ontology annotation, molecular function: nucleic acid binding; zinc ion binding. The transcript has 2 exons.